UCAUGUCCAAGAGAGACAGGUUAAGUGUAUCAAUUUCUAUAUCACAUUCCCUAUAAGUUUUAUCGGUCCAUUUGGUUUCUUCUCUCAUGAUACUUCAUCUAACUUGCAUUUUCUUUAAAUUACAUUAAUUUAUUUAUCUUUUGGGUCUUAUUUAUCUGCUUCUUCAGUUGACACGUGUCCAUGAAAAUAGACAUAGAAUCUUGGUGUUGUAUUUCCUCAGAAUUAGAUGGACUCUUAAUUGCCUCUAGCUAUAUAUACAAUGAAAAGGUCGAAACAUUAAUUUCAACCGUAGGUCAUUACAAACCUUUAUAUAAAUUAGCCAGUAUGGUAUCAUAUAUAUAUAGGCAUACAAAGUGAGAAAAACUCCAGAUUUUGCUUUAUUUCAAUUUUAUAAGUAAUGAUGGAUAGAUUUUGGUCAUGGAGAUUGUUUGUUGCUCUUCCUCUUUUCCUCCAUUCUCCAAUUUGUUCUUCUGACAAAGCUCCAAACUACUCCUUCAUGCGGGACGCGACAGGAAGUCCAACAACGUCGUACUACGACUAUAUCAUCAUCGGUGGUGGGACCGCAGGGUGCCCUCUAGCCGCAACGCUGUCUCAAAACGCUAGCGUUUUGCUGCUUGAACGCGGUGGCGCACCGUACAAUAACCCUAACAUCACGAGCCUAUCGGCUUUCGGAGCCGCUCUUUCUGACCUGUCUGAGACCUCACCAUCUCAGCGUUUUGUAUCGGAAGACGGCGUCAUUAAUGCACGUGCUCGUGUUCUGGGCGGCGGAAGCGCUCUUAACGCCGGGUUCUAUACACGUGCCGGCACCAAAUACGUUAGGAACAUGGGUUGGGACGGAGCGCUAGCGAACGAGUCGUACCAGUGGGUAGAAGCUAAAGUGGCGUUUCAGCCUCCGAUGGGGCGGUGGCAAAUCGCCGUGAGAGACGGCUUAUUGGAGGCUGGGAUUGUCCCUAAUAAUGGUUUCACUUAUGAUCAUAUCAAUGGCACCAAAUUUGGCGGUACUAUUUUUGACCGCAACGGCCAUAGACACACCGCCGCCGAUUUGUUAGAGUAUGCCGACCCUAAGGAUAUUACCGUCCUUUUGCAUGCCACCGUACAUCGGAUCUUGUUUCGUACUCGAGAUACGACCAAGCCAAUAGCCAACGGAGUUGUGUACCGAGACCGGACUGGUCAGGCUCACCGAGCUUACCUAAAGGAAGGCGCAUUGAGUGAGAUCAUCCUAUCGGCCGGAACCCUAGGGAGCCCACAACUUCUUAUGCUAAGCGGUGUCGGCCCAUUGGCUCAAUUAGAGGCCCAAAACAUCACGGUGGUGAUGGACCAGCCUCAUGUGGGUCAAGACAUGUAUGACAACCCUAUGAAUGCCGUGUUCGUUCCUUCUCCAGUCCCCGUUGAGGUCUCACUCAUUGAGGUUGUUGGCAUUACCGGCGAAGGAACAUAUAUCGAAGCUGCCGGUGGCGAAAAUUUUGGAGGAGGUGGUGGUGGUUCUACUGGAUCCUCCAGUACUAGAGACUACUAUGCAAUGUUUUCACCAAGGGCAACAUUAUUAGAGUCAAAUUCAAUGACCAAAUUAUCAUCAGCCCAACCUUUUCAAGGAGGCUUCCUUUUAGAGAAAGUAAUGGGCCCACUAUCAACGGGUCAUUUAGAGCUCAAGACCCGAAACCCAAAAGAUAACCCGGUUGUGACUUUCAACUACUUCCAACAUCCGGACGACCUAAAACGUUGUGUUCGAGGGAUCCAAACCAUAGAGAGAGUCGUGCAAUCUAAAGCGUUUGCAAGGUAUAAGUACGCAGAUAUGUCAUUUGAGUAUUUACUUAACCUCACCGCGAGUACCCCGGUCAAUCUAAGGCCGCCUCGUAGCGGUCCUGGAGCCUCGUUGCCUCCAUCCGCUGAGGAAUUUUGCCAGCAUACAGUUACAACCAUUUGGCAUUACCAUGGAGGAUGCAUUGUGGGCAGAGUGGUCGAUGGGGAUUAUAAAGUUAUUGGUAUCGACCGGCUUAGAGUCAUUGAUAUGUCGACCGUUGGUUAUUGUCCCGGGACAAACCCUCAAGCCACGGUUAUGAUGCUUGGCAGGUACAUGGGUGUGAGGAUCCUGAGAGAGAGACUCACCAAGAAGUAGGGUUUUGAAUUGGAUCAGGGUUUUUGUGAAAACUUUAUAAUGAAAUGAAUCGAUUUUAUUAACCAAUGUUUUUAAUAGCCGAAUAUGUAUUGUUCUUGAAGUGUACUCAUUAUUGGACCAAAUUGAGAUGUAUAAAGGAAAUAUAUUUUUUCCAAUAAACCCUAGAAUUAUGUAGACUCAUUCCCAAUUUUCAAAACUCCCCUGUUGUCUGUUCCAUAUUCUGGUUCAAGAUCUUUUGUUAUUUUUUUUU
Molecule: messenger RNA, 2366 nt
Organism: Arabidopsis lyrata subsp. lyrata
Lineage: Eukaryota; Viridiplantae; Streptophyta; Magnoliopsida; Brassicales; Brassicaceae
Product: protein HOTHEAD
Exons: 5
Coding region: 398-2116 (572 amino acids)
Molecular function (GO): flavin adenine dinucleotide binding; oxidoreductase activity, acting on CH-OH group of donors
Source: RefSeq, a predicted model, not a curated record